AAUUAAAAGAAGAAAAAAACAGCCAUUCAAUAAUCUGCACUCAUAUCUUUUUUCUCAAAUACCAAACAUUGAAGAUCAAUCACAGAUUGGUGGGUUGGAAAGCAAUCCCAUUGUAAUUGGAAUGGACGGAGCAAUUUUAAAGACAGUUACCUUCAAUCUUCUGUUGGUUCUUUCAAUCUGCAGCGUUCUGUAUGCACAACCAGAAUUCAUCAGCCUGGACUGUGGCGCAUUAGAUGGAUAUGGUGAUGCAGGUGGCAUUGGCUGGACCUCAGAUGAACAAUACAUUAAUUCAGGUGAAAAAAGAAGCAUUUUGACUGACCAGUCAGAGGUGGGGCAGCCAUUCAAACAUCUUCGCUGUUUUCCUCAAGGCAAGCGAAAUUGCUACAAUUUACCUGCUGUGCGGGGAAGAAAAUACUUAAUCCGCGCGUGUUUCUUAUAUGGUAACUAUGAUGGCCGUGAGUCACAACCACAAUUUGAAUUGCUGGUUGACGCCAAUUUUUGGGCCACUGUUGUAAUAAACAAUAGUAACAAGACCAUUUGCAAAGGAAUAAACGCCAUGGCAAGAGGUCCCUCCAUUAAUGUGUGUCUUGCUCGCAGUACGGAUGAUGUUCCUUUCAUUUCAACCUUGGAAUUUCGCCUGCUCAUGCCAGCUAUGUAUGAGGUUGUAGGACAAUAUCUCUCUUUAAUCAGCACAGUACACAUGGAUUAUGGAAUAUUGUCAGAAAACCCUAAUAUAAGGUAG
Molecule: messenger RNA, 742 nt
Organism: Cryptomeria japonica (Japanese cedar)
Lineage: Eukaryota; Viridiplantae; Streptophyta; Pinopsida; Cupressales; Cupressaceae
Product: probable LRR receptor-like serine/threonine-protein kinase At1g05700
Exons: 2
Coding region: 122-742 (206 amino acids)
Source: RefSeq, a predicted model, not a curated record